Messenger RNA from Toxotes jaculatrix (banded archerfish), 2116 nucleotides. It is a transcript of the gene ppat, whose product is annotated as phosphoribosyl pyrophosphate amidotransferase. NCBI's taxonomy places the organism in Eukaryota, Metazoa, Chordata, Actinopteri, Toxotidae. Gene Ontology annotation, molecular function: amidophosphoribosyltransferase activity. Bases 4 to 1536 code for a protein of 510 amino acids. Gene Ontology annotation, biological process: purine nucleobase biosynthetic process; purine nucleotide biosynthetic process. The record is from RefSeq and is a predicted model, not a curated record. The transcript has 11 exons.
GGCAUGGAGUUUGAGGAGUCCGGAAUCGGUGAGGAGUGCGGGGUUUUUGGGUGCGUGGCCGCCGGAGAGUGGCCCACACAGCUGGAGGUGGCUCAGGUCUUAACUCUGGGACUGGUGGCGCUACAGCACAGGGGUCAGGAAAGUGCCGGGAUUGUCACGAGUAACGGAGCCAGUCCACCCACGUACACAGCCCACAAGGGAAUGGGAUUAGUGAGCACUGCCUUCCCGCCCGAGGCUCUCCUGAAACUGCGCUAUGGUAACCUUGGCAUUUGUCACACACGCUAUUCAACCACUGGCAUCUCAGAGCUGCAGAACUGCCAGCCCUUUGUGGUGGAUACGCUGCAUGGCAAGAUCGCUGUGGCGCACAAUGGAGAGCUUGUUAAUGCACAUGCCUUGAGGAAAAAGGUAAUGCGCCAUGGUGUCGGCCUUUCCACCAGCUCAGACAGCGAGCUCAUCACCCAGCUGCUUGCGUUGACUCCACCUAUGGAGGAGCUGGAUGCACCAGACUGGGUUGCCAGAAUUAAAAACCUCAUGACUGAGACCCCAACAUCGUACUCACUGUUGGUGAUGUUCAAAGAUGUUAUCUACGCGGUGCGUGACCCUUAUGGGAACCGACCCCUCUGCAUUGGACGACUUGUUCCUAUCUCGAAACUGCACAGUUCAGGUGCUGGAGAGGAGGACACUGAGGGGUGGGUUGUGUCAUCAGAGUCCUGCAGUUUUCAGUCCAUCGGUGCCAAGUAUUACAGAGAGGUCUUACCAGGAGAGAUAGUCCAGAUAUCCAAACAUGGGGUCAAGUCUCUGAGUGUUGUGCCCCGGCCUGAGGGAGACCUCCCUGCCUUCUGCAUAUUUGAAUAUGUUUAUUUUGCCAGACCAGACUCUAUUUUUGAAGGACAGAUGGUCUAUACUGUCAGGCAGCGCUGUGGUAGGCAGUUAGCCAUCGAGGCUCCAACAGACGCAGACGUAGUCAGCACUGUGCCAGAGUCUGCAACCCCUGCUGCACUGGGCUACGCUCAGCAGUCUGGGCUGCCGUACAUAGAGGUUUUGUGUAAGAACCGCUACGUUGGGAGAACAUUUAUUCAGCCAAAUACCCGUUUGAGGCAGCUCGGAGUUGCCAAGAAGUUUGGGGCACUGACAGACAAUUUCGCUGGGAAACGAGUGGUGCUAAUUGAUGACUCCAUUGUCAGAGGCAACACCAUCUCCCCCAUUAUAAAACUGCUCAAGGAAGCUGGUGCAACACAGGUCCAUAUCAGAGUGGCCUCUCCACCAAUCAGGUUCCCUUGUUACAUGGGCAUCAAUAUUCCAACCAAGGAAGAGCUCAUCGCCAACAAGCCAGAGUUUCAGGACAUUGCUGGAUACAUUGGUGCGGACAGUGUUCAGUACCUGACUGUGGAGGGCCUGGUGUCAGCUGUCCAGGAGGGAAUCGCCUCUCUCCACGAGAAGGACAAGAUGAUCAGCUCCAGUAACAAGUCCGGCAAGAGAGUGGGCCACUGUACUGCCUGCCUGACUGGGAAAUAUCCAGUGGAGCUGGAGUGGUGACUGCUGUACCAACACCAUGACCAGCCAUAGUUCGAUCAUCACUGUGGAUUCACUACAAGCUCUCACAUGUUAAUGAAAUGUUCCUUAUAGACUGGAUAAGAAACGGUCUGACAUUUCAGUGUGUGGUAGUUACACUAUUACAGGCCUUUUCUGCAAAGGCUCAUUCUCUUGCUUAGAUCCUUACAGCAGUAUAAAAGGUUGCCUUUGAUGACCUCCGGGGGUUGUAGUCUAACCUUGCUGCAGUGAUAUAAGUCUGUUUACUAUCAGUUUUUUUUUUUUGUAAGAUUUCUAUGUAUUUUCAGAAGUAUUAAAACUAGUUUUGCAAGUUUUCACAUUCCAAGCCUUAAACAUGAGCUUUAGUUUGAAUUUGCCAUGUCAGAAAAGCGCACAAAGCUGGUGACCAAAAAGCUAAAUCGUCUUUAUUUUCCUAAUCAAGUUUACUUUUCUACCAUUAUCUAAAAUUAACCACUACGUUGUUUUGCUUGGGGUCCGACUGGUGGAAAUUUUGUUUUGUAAACUUUACGCAUUACAUGAAUAUAACGGAAAAGUUCAAUAAUAAACAGAAUAACUGCAAUGAGAA